UCUGAAAUUGUUUUUGAGUUAUAAGCACUUAGAGCUAAAAUUAUGGGUCAUGCUUUUGCACCAUCAUAAAAAUGACCACAACUAGUUUACUAAUAGUUGGCCAUUUCAUACCAUUACUGUAGCAUCAACUGAAAAAAAGAAUGGUGGUAUUUAUCCAUCAAGAAGACCUGUUGAAAAAAUGCUGGAAACUAUCACCUUAAUUGUAAUCAGUUUGUUUUGUUGUGUUAGGGUCGCUGUGUUUGGCACAACCCCAUAGAAAAACCAGAAGAUGAUUUUGAAGAAGAAGAAGAGGAAGAAGAAAGAGAAGAUGUAGAGGAACCAAAACCAGAAUCAGGACCACAAUUAUUAACUUCCAUCGCUGAGGAUGAACCUGUAAACGGAAUGCCUGCUUGGACUCCCUAUGUCUCAUCAGAAUUGCUACCUCAGUAUGGCCUUGCUGUCAUGCGUUCCAACAGGUGGCCUGGUGCAGUUGCCUUUGCAAAAGAUAGGAAAUUUGAAAACAUCUAUGUUGGAUGGGGCCACAAAUUUGAUGCUGACAACUACACCCCACCUCCACCCCCUGCAGCCAUGGAGGAGUACCCAGUGGUGUCCGAAGUAACAGAAGUUGAUGACCCAACGGUAGAGGAGGAGAGGGCACUCAAGAAGGCACAGGAAGAAGCUAUGGAGGCAGCUGAAGAUAUGGAUGAUGUAGAUGAUGACGAAGAUGAUGAUGACUAAAACUGAAUUUAUUAAUAGAACUUGUGUAAACACAUCCAAGUGAAGGGUUCUUUUAGUACAUUCUUGUGGAAUGCACAGACCAAUAGCAGUACACAUAAAAUCUGUAUAUAUAACCAACAAUGUAUAUGGUGUCUUCUCUUGCCUUGUAAAAUAAACUUAUGUUUCCAUCUCUA
Orbicella faveolata is the source of this 890-nucleotide messenger RNA. Its product is annotated as radial spoke head protein 4 homolog A-like. The record is from RefSeq and is a predicted model, not a curated record. NCBI's taxonomy places the organism in Eukaryota, Metazoa, Cnidaria, Anthozoa, Scleractinia, Merulinidae. Gene Ontology annotation, cellular component: axoneme; radial spoke. Gene Ontology annotation, biological process: axoneme assembly; cilium assembly; cilium movement involved in cell motility.